GUCAGCAGCCUCCGACACAGAUUGUCUACCUUCAGGCGCAGCACACCGCACAGUCGAUACGAUGUUAACAUAUUUUUAAGCCAAGUUUUGUGUUGCAAGUCCUUUGCCGCGCCGUAAAAAAAAAGGGAAACGCAUACGCACACACGCAGACACAAUCUACACAACCGAUCCGCAGGUAUUUGAGACUGAGAAGGAAGACAAGCAGUCUGUUAAUCUCGCAGCAGGUCCCAUCAUCCCAUCACCCCGCGCUAAUCGCCAUGCAAAUCGCAUACGACGAAAGACGUCCCCCGCUGCGACCGAACGAGCGUAUGGUGCUGUUUUAGGCUGGACCUAAAACCAGUGGCACACGAGAAAAAAAAAACGAGUGUUUCGGUUACUGUGUGGAGCCCUUGUGCGUCCGCUUGUGUGUGUGAGCAGGAUGGAACCGGACCGUGGUGUGGCGGUGCUGAGCUUCAAAUGUCCGCUCUGUGAUAUGCCGAUCGAGUCGCAGGAGAAGCUGAAGCAACACAUCAAGGUCACGCACAGCCAUUACUACUACGAUACGUAUCUGUUUCCGCCGGAGAUGCUGUUCCCGGGCGCGUCGUCCAGCGCGUCGGCCAACGUGGAGGGUGUAAUCAGCAACGAACCGCUCUCCACGCAGGAAGUGACAAUCGAACAGGCGGAAGAGGAAUGCUGCACCUGCUGCGGGUACGAGGAGACGGGCGGUGACUGCGGGUUUUGUGACUGCGAGGACGAUGCACAGGGCGAAUGUGACGACUGUCUGGUGAUGUGAAUGCUGGCCGGGGGUUUGUUGCCGCUUCCACUUCCGUUUCAAUUUCCAGCGCCGGGAGAAAAUGGUACCCGGGGGCCCCCCAGGGCUGUUGGCUGGUUGGUUGGUAGGGAUAUACCGCCAUACCGCAAGUAUUAAAUCAAUACAAACCGUGGCACACCUUUCCCGCCGGCGCUGCAUUGCCAUUUCGCCAAGGACGCUCAGCCAUUCGCCCGAAAGUGCCUAACAACUCCAAUCUGUCCGGUUUGUUUUAAUUUUUAUAAUCCAAAAAACAUACAACCUCCCCCAGGAGAGGCAUCAGGAAAAUUGGCGCUACAAAACCAGCAUUACGGGGAUAGGAGACGGCUUCCAAAAGCUUAUCAGCUUCACACAAAAAGAUACUUGCCAAAAUCAUAAUUGCUAUCGUACGAGAGCGCGGCCAAACGAAAACAGCAUGUCAUGCUUCCUUCUCUUCCAAAUGAUGGUGAACACUUUGUGGAAUAGAAACAAAAGAAACCUCCCCAAGACUGUAAGACGUCCGGUACUACAUGCAACUUCCUUCCGCUUGGAAGAAGACGCACAAAAAAAAACAGAAAUGAAAAGAACCCCAAAACGAACCACCGAUUAAGUGUUAAGAAGGAGGCUUUUGAGCGUAACACGAGCUUUCUAGUUUUCAUUACACUCUUCCAAAAAAAAAAAAAAACAGAAAAAGACCCUUCCAAAACAAACAGAGGCGGUGGGGAAAACACAAAGAAAAGAAAAGUUUGCAUAAAAGGGUAAAAUAGCGUAGCUUUAAUGUAAGAUUUCAUUUACCAAAACGGUCCCCAUUUUAAAAGCAUAUUGCUCUGUCGAACUAGUAUUUAAAUGGGAUGUUGAAUGUUAGGAUGUGUUGUAGUUGUGUGGUAGUAUUUUCACCCCCCCGCAUGGGAGCACGCGUCAGAGUCGCACUCUUUUACUCUUGUGGUAGCUUGGAGGAGUCGAGGACUAGGCAAAAUUCAAUGUAUUUUGUGUAUGCGUGUUGCGUGCUUAUACGUUUGUUAGUAGAUAGCAUGGCAAGCAUGGCAAUACUUAGACUGUAGUACACGAUACACGAUGCACCAUAAACAAAGACACACACACGUACUCACAACAUGAUAUUCUAGAUCAUGAUCAAUGCAGCCUAAUUAGAGCAGAUCGCUGAGGCAGUGAAGCGGCAGCUGUGCGAGUAGUUUUUAAGCGCCGACACUAGACACGGGUUUGGUCUAGCAACAGAAACUGAGUAACAGUAUUGCGUUAACAUGAAAGCGGAAGAUGAUGAUGAUGAUGUUUUGGGCUAGCUUAAGAUCUAUCUAUCUAACUUAUUUACCGGUAGAGCCAAAGCAAUGAGGCUGUAGAAAGAGGGGGAAAAACAAAAUGCGUAGAGUACAAGACUGUAGCAUGCAAACGACUGUAGUGCAGGAUGGCACCAAGUGCUGAUGACAUACAAAACCACCUCCCUUCUUCCCACCCCUUUCAAACCCAAAAUGGAGUUGCAUCUGCCAGUGCAAGCCGUUAGUGUUGGUAGAGAAGGUUCCCUUCUGGGUCACUUCCUUUUGAUGUUGCGUAGUAUACUGUUAAGAAGUCCCAACCUUGUCGAUAUCAUCUGUAGUCGUUAUGGUGUUGAAAUUUUGACAUUAAUUUUUUGCAAGGUUUUAUAGCGAACGCGUUACACGAACUCGUUGAUUGUAUCUACAAAAACUAUAUACUUUCCUGAAACAAGGGAUCGAUUAGCGUUGUGGAACCCUUUUAGAGCUUUAUCUCUUAGGAAGAAAAAACAAAAAGAUUGAAUUUUAUACCUUAUUUUCAUGCUCUCUUUUCGAUUACGGACUGUUUGUGUGCGAUAUUUAAAGGAAAGGCUAGAUUCGAUGUAACUACCUGUUUUGUACCUUAACAUAUGUGCACGAGUGGUGCAUAUAGCACUCAACCCAACUCACACGAGCGUUGCGAUGAAUACUCCAUUUCCUCCACAAUUCAAGGCACCUUUAGAAUUUAUUAGUGUGAGAGGAAGAGAGAGAGAGAAAAAAGGAGAGAGAGAGAGAGAGAGAGAGGAAGGGAUAAAGAGCGAGAGAGAGAGAGAGAGACAAAAAGAAUGUGGAAAAUGUAAUACUGAUAAACAAGCAAUUGGAGUGCCCAUCUGGAAUGGUGCACGGAAAUAGGAAUGAAUAAAGAAAUAUAUUAGUAGUUUA
Anopheles arabiensis is the source of this 2952-nucleotide messenger RNA. RefSeq lists its product as uncharacterized. Lineage: Eukaryota; Metazoa; Arthropoda; Insecta; Diptera; Culicidae. The coding region runs from base 419 to 772 and encodes 117 amino acids. The transcript is spliced from 2 exons. The record is from RefSeq and is a predicted model, not a curated record.